UCGUUCUGGAAUACGUCACGUCCGUUUUGCAGUGCCGAAAAGAACCAACAACAAAACCGACUCCCAAAGGGCGUUGAAAACGAGAGAUGGCAGAGCUUUCGCUUUAUCUUACGAACGUCAAUGUGUCUUUGGGACAAAAUAUGGACGUAGAAAAGAGCCAGAAUGCUAGCAAAGACUUUGAGAACGUGGAGUUGGGUGAGUUGGGCAAGAAGCAGAAAAAGCCUCGUAAGAUCAUUCACUUUGCCAGCGGAGAGACCAUGGAGGAGUACAGUACAGAUGAAGAGGAGGAGGAGCCCGAGAAAAGGGAUCUGAUGUCAGCUCCUGACCCGUCAAAAUUGACCUGGGGGCCCUACUUUUGGUUCCACAUGUGGAGGGUUGCCGCUUCCACUGUCUCUGUUUGUGACUAUUUUGGAGAACGGAUGGCCUCAUUGUUUGGCAUCACCUCACCAAAGUACCAGUAUGCUAUCGAUGAGUAUUACAGGAUAAAGAAAGAGGAGGAAGAGGAAGAGGAGGACAACCGCUUGUCUGAGGAGGCAGAGCGCCACUUUGCGGAGCAGCAGAACCAGGAGGGCCAGGAGGCGAUGACGGAACAGCCCGAGGGCACCGCCUCUUUUGUGAACAUCACUUUCGAGCUGGAGAAAGAGACCCAUGCCAUGGCAGAGACUCACACCAUGUCUGACACUACCAGAGUCUCUGCCCCCAUCCCCACCUAACACACAGUUAGCCUCAAUCUCACGCUCCCAUUUUUGCGUUUUAUUAUCCAGUAACAUUAUUUUCUGUGACUGCAUUAGAUUUGUCUCUUCCUAAGUGUUUGUUUUGCAACAACAAACUUACCGGGUGAAAUGUGUGUAGCAAACGGUGAUCUACAGUGUGAUGACUUGUUUACGAAUAUAAUGCACUCUCGUUUGAAUGUGUAUCUGUAUGAGCUCACCUUGAGGUUUUAUAUGUUGCUGUGUACUUUAAACUCCUGUGUCAAACAUUUGUCAAAUUCCAGUUGCCUUCACACUGUGAGUUUGAGGUUGUUACAUAGGGUCUGUCCUGAUGAAGGAUGUCUUAAGUAUAUGUAUAUGCAGUUUUACAAAGGAAGUACCGAGCCAAAGGAUUUUUCUUUUAUGCAUGAGUGAAACAAUAUCCUCAAAAUAUUUAAAUAAUGUGAAUGUUUGUCAUUGAUUAAAUGAGUCUGGCAUUCAAGGAUGGGUUCAUAAUGAAAUGUAAUUACAUUGGAAUGCCAUCCUAAAACUAUAAGCAGCGUACAUGCAUUUUUGGAAAGAAAGGUACACUGUAUAUCCCAUAUGAUUGUAACCAUUAUGUUAAAACCUUUAAGUUGUCAGCAUCCUGCUGUAUGUUUGGCACUUGGUCUUCUCUUACCCAGUUAAAAAAAUUGAAAUUCUAGUAAAAAAAACAACUAAGAACUUGCUCCAUUUGAAAAAGGUUGCACUAUGCUUUAAGCAGCAGAUGCCUAGCUUUCUGAGAGAAGCAUCUCAUUUUCUUUCCCUGAUACAUUAAGUGGAAAUAAUUUCAAGUAGCCAUGUAAAGUGGUGGUACAGCCACAUAAUUGGUCAGAGCAUGGUUGCCAGUGUUACUUUACAUUGAAUACACACCGUUUUCUUGUCUUCACAAGGUUCAAAUAAUCUUGUUCAAUAUGAAUGCUUUCCUUCUACAACGCCGGUGUGUAUUCCUGUAAUAAAACCUAUGUUCUGUAAAGUUCACUGGUGAGAAACAUCCUUAGGACCCGUGUGUGCACUUACUGUAAUUAAUCAUGGUAUUUUCAGUCUAUUUACAACAUAAAUGUAACAAGCCCGCAUUGUUUAAAAAAAAAAACUUUUAUUUAUGCAAAUCUUUCAACUGAAGGCUUUUUUUAUAUAUAUAUAAUUAUUUGGGAAAUUGAUCAUUUUGUACAUAAUAUAGCUUAAUAAACUUUUAAUAACUAA
Molecule: messenger RNA, 1931 nt
Organism: Conger conger (European conger)
Lineage: Eukaryota; Metazoa; Chordata; Actinopteri; Anguilliformes; Congridae
Gene: fam177a1a
Product: family with sequence similarity 177 member A1
Exons: 5
Coding region: 87-713 (208 amino acids)
Source: RefSeq, a predicted model, not a curated record